Mycetomoellerius zeteki is the source of this 3483-nucleotide messenger RNA. It is a transcript of the gene br, whose product is annotated as broad-complex core protein. Gene Ontology annotation, biological process: regulation of transcription by RNA polymerase II. Bases 1577 to 3283 code for a protein of 568 amino acids. Gene Ontology annotation, molecular function: protein binding. Gene Ontology annotation, cellular component: nucleus. The record is from RefSeq and is a predicted model, not a curated record. The transcript is spliced from 7 exons. NCBI's taxonomy places the organism in Eukaryota, Metazoa, Arthropoda, Insecta, Hymenoptera, Formicidae.
GGUAGUCCCCCGGUGUGUGUCCCAAAGAAGCGGCGAGGAGAGCAGCUGGGUCCUCCGAUCCUCGACGUUCAAUCGGCGCGCAAGAUAAUACACGCAGGACAUUCUAACAUCGACAAUUGUCAUCGUUGCCCGCUCUCUCUCCCUCUCUCUCUCUCUCCUUUUCUCUCUCUCUCUCUCUCUCUCUCUCUCUCUGUCGCGUAUCGUUCCAAUAAUUCUGCGGCACGUGUUACGCAUUAGAAAGUGUUAACAAUUUCAUUUUCCUCCUUCGCCAAAUCUCUCGUGUUUCUUCCCCCUUUUCUCACUCUUCGUCACCACGUUCCUUCUCGCCGUUUUCGAUCGACGAGGAUCGUCGCGUACGUUUUGGAAGAAUAAGUUAACCCGGCAUCGUGAAAAACAGAGAGAGAGAAGAAGUGUGCAUUCUUCGGAUAUCUCACGAGGGACAAGGCGGAAAAACAGUGCGCGCUCAUGCGUGGAUCGACGGGAUCGCGAGUACGCGUUACGGUGAUCCAGUUACGCGCGUUCUACACGCGAAGAAGAGGGAAAGGGAGACGAUUUCCUUGAGGAGAGAGAAAGAGAAAACGGUCCUCGGUCACGGUGUGAGUGAUGCUAUGGUACAUGCGCUAUUAAAUCUCAUCCAACGUUUUCGUCAUCCGACCCUUGUGUUCCCUGGGGGUCGUAUCUCCGCGCAAUCCCAAGUGAUCGACGUAGUUCCGUGGAUCUGAAGAUCGGGAACGCAAGAAGAGCGCGAGAGGGAAAGUGCGUCACGUCGAUUUGGGACGAGUUGCGAGGAAGAAGAAUGAGGAGAUAGCGCGCGCGAGGAAGAUUUUUUUUCGUUACGCGGUAUCCACGUGUCUUCGAGAUUGUCUUUGACGAUCCAAGGGUGAUGUUUGUGAGGCGAGUGUGAAAAAUCUGAGAAAAUUAGGAUCCAUCGAUUAACGAGGCUCGUUAGUGAUACACGCGACUGGCUCAUAUGUCAUCGUACAAUCGCUAGCGGUCCGUUCGUCCGUCAGAGACGUCAUAGAAUACAAUAGCGAUCGGCAGCGAUUUGUGAAAAUUGAAAGAGAGCUGGUCGCGGAAGAGAAGAAACGCAAGAGUAAAAAAAAGCGAGAGACAAGCGCAUCUGUCUACUCGGCGAUAUUUCGGCAGGACUAGAAGAAAUCGGCGGAAGUUAGAGGAAAGACGUUCGUCCCGCCGACGUCCGAUCCGUCAUCUUCGUCGUAUUAGAACGAUAGAAUCACGGGGCUUAGCGUCGACGACAAGGACGCCGGGCAAAGGAGGUCCAACACUUCACUUCUCGCUUGACGAUCAAGACAAACGGCGCGGCGAUAACGAGGGCACCGCCGGGAUUCAGUCAAUUGGUACCGCGCGUCGUCGGUGAACGAUGAUAUUUAACUGCGACCCGCGUGCUACACAGUGACAGCCGGUGUGGAGGAAAAGGGACCGGAAGACAGUCAGACCGCAGACGGAACCAGAAGUUGGAGGAUGGUGGUUUGAAAUCGGCGAGACGACACCGGGAAGGCGACGCACGUGAGAGCGACUCUCUGACAGAUCCCCCACAAGGUGAAUAGACACAACGAUGGUAGAUACACAACAUUUUUGUCUGCGAUGGAACAAUUACCAGAGCAGCAUAACCUCGGCGUUUGAAAAUCUGCGGGACGAUGAGGACUUCGUGGACGUGACGCUGGCCUGCGACGGCAAGAGCCUGAAAGCGCAUCGCGUCGUUCUCUCUGCCUGUAGUCCGUACUUCAGAGAAUUGCUCAAGAGCACACCGUGCAAACACCCAGUGAUAGUGCUCCAGGAUGUAGCGUUCAGCGACUUGCAUGCCUUAGUGGAGUUUAUAUAUCAUGGCGAAGUAAACGUGCAUCAACGUUCUCUCAGUAGUUUUCUGAAGACGGCGGAGGUCCUCAGGGUAUCGGGCCUCACGCAACAGACCGACCAAACCGACAGAGAUGAGCUGUCGCAUGUCCGCGCGUUGGCGGCCGGCGGCAAUCACCUGCCGUUCCACGAGAAGUCGGAGGAGACUUUCCCUCGCGGCGGCGGCGGCUCGCCUACGCCUGUGACCCCGACGCCGACCACAGUGCAGCAACUCCUGCGCCGUGCCCAGAUACGUCGAAACGAGAGACGCACCCCGGAUCCGCACGAUGAGUCGGCGAAGAGACCGCGGGUGCCGUCGCCGCCGCUCAACAACAACGACGCUACGCCGACGGACUUCUCGAUGGUCAAGAACAACCACCUGUCGACGAAGGUGGAGGGCAACGGGGUGCACGACGAGAACAGCCUCGUCGAGGAGAAUAUAAAGUGCGAGCCAUUGGAGUUGACCGGCGGUAACGGCGGCGGCAACGCCGGCAACGAGGACUCGUCGGAUUCCGGCGCCGCGGCGUCGGACCGGCCGCCCGCGUCCGCGAGCAGCAACGAGCACGAGCCCGAACCGGAGCACACGUCCGCGCAGAAUUUCCUGCCGGAGAGCAAGCUCUUCACCUCGACGCCUGGCAGCUUCAACUUUAGUAUGGCGGCGCUCACCACCGACCACACGCCGUUGUCAGUGAAAUUUCCAGGGUUGGGCCAUGGCUUGCAGACACCGGAUCUAGCGGGCACUUCGCAAGACCAGGAGGUCACCGAGGAGGACGGGGGUUGGCAGUCCGCUACCAACAUCGAAUACCACCGAAAAGUACAGGAAUCGAACCAAAAUACAAGCGCAAAUCGAUACGGCGAGACGAUGGUGCAAUCGCAACCUCAAGAGCUGCCGAUAAUCGAUCUCUUAGACAACAUUAACGAUCAGAUGGAGAUCGUGCUGAAAUCGGAGCCUAUCUCGCCGAGGAUGGACGAGCUCGAGUCCUGCCUAUUGUCGAAUCAUAUACUCGAGAGGCAUACGGAUCUUGAUUCGACGCAUGAGUAUCGUCACGAUGACCUUCGAGAUAAACAACAGCCGCAAACGUCCGGAAGAUUUUCGAAUAAUGACGCACCGUCACAGUUCAACCUGCGGUUACGAUCACAAAACGGUAUCCUGCAAUCGAAGCGCGUAGACGCGUUGCGUGCCUAUUAUGAAUCGGAUCGUAAAUCCACGAAUCGCACUUACUGCAAUUUUUGCCAGAAAACCUUCUCACGCGCUUGGUCCCUGCAGAGACACUUGGCUGACACGCAUUUUUACGUGCCGCAAUCUUUAUCUUGUGAUCAGUGCGGUAGAAGUUACAAGUCCAAGAACAGUCUGGUCAGUCAUAAAAGCCAGUAUCACGCUCGCAAGGAUCGCAAAGAGCAAGAAGCAAAAUGCGAAGUCACGUAUUGACCGGCAGCACUGAUCUAGGACGAACUUCUCCGUUGUAUCGUAAAAUACGAUGAAUAAAAAAAACUAAGAAUACAAUCGUCGUGUACAGAGUGCACGUACGAUGCAAACCUUGGAGAUUUCUACGGAGAAAGAAAGAGAGAGAGAGAGAGAGAGAGAGAGAGAGAUGUUGUCUACCGGCUGUCAAUAGAAGACAUUACCCG